AUGGAAGAGAAAGAGUAUGACACUCAGGUUAAUGAUGAAAUGCGAUCUGGUUGUAAAGAUUUAUCUCACCAGGCACAAGUACAGAUAAACAAAAAUUCAUACAGGUGUGAUAUCUGCCUUAAAGUCUUCUUCCAGAAUGAGCUUUUGUCUUACCACAAAUGUAUUCAUACAUGUGAGAGACGAUACCAACAUGAUAUCUGCAAACAUAUGAUUCUUCAUAAACGUAUUCAUACAGGUGAAAAACCAUAUCUCUGUGAUGUUUGCAGUAAAACCUUCUCUCAGAGAGAACUAUUGAUUAGUCAUAAACGAAUUCAUACAGGUGAAAAACCUUAUCAGUGUGAUGUUUGUGGAAAAAGAUUCUCUAGAGAAGAUCAAUUAAUUAGACACAUACGUAUUCAUACAGGCAAGAAACCACAUAACUGUGAUAUUUGUGGUAAAGAAUUCUCACACAAGAGCAAUUUAACUUCAGGUGUGUGA
This is a messenger RNA of Octopus sinensis (East Asian common octopus), 477 nucleotides long. RefSeq names its product zinc finger protein 271-like. Lineage: Eukaryota; Metazoa; Mollusca; Cephalopoda; Octopoda; Octopodidae. The coding region runs from base 1 to 477 and encodes 158 amino acids. The transcript has 2 exons. The record is from RefSeq and is a predicted model, not a curated record.